Molecule: messenger RNA, 744 nt
Organism: Austrofundulus limnaeus
Lineage: Eukaryota; Metazoa; Chordata; Actinopteri; Cyprinodontiformes; Rivulidae
Product: urease accessory protein UreE
Exons: 3
Coding region: 58-744 (228 amino acids)
Source: RefSeq, a predicted model, not a curated record
CACCACCAUAAACACCACCAUCAUGGGCCUCACCAUCAACCCGAAUAUCGCUCUGAAAUGGUAAAAACUGCUUUCUGGGACUACGUUGGAGAAUCAACCAAGUGCGACAAAGACCAUGUGUGGGAAAUCAGGCACUCCCCUCCAGGAGAGAGUCUGUGUGAUAUUAUUUCAAAGAGCUGGGAAACCACCACCAAUUACUUCCGCAUUAUGCACAAUCAUCUAGUCAUGUGGCUCAACGAAAUGUUUCAAAAGUUUUUGCACGAGGUAGAUGACAUACGUGAGCACAUUGAGGAGUUUCUAAAGGACCUUGAGGCUGAUAUGAAGCAGCAAACCAAGGAGCUGGCAGAUAAAAUCCGUAGCAAGAUUGAGGAACUUAAGAAGCAUGCUGCUAACUACAUGGAAUCCUUGGACACUGAAGGUCUGAGGGAUGCCCUGAUGAAGGAUGUCGAGGAGAUCUAUGAACAUCUGGAUGACUACUUUGAAGACAUGGACUCUGACCAUGGCCACCACCAUCAUGGCCACCAUCAUCACUGCCACCAUCAUCAUGGCYACCACCAUCAUGGCCACCACCAUCAUGGCCACCACCAUCAUGGCCACGACCAUCACUGCCACCACCAUCAUGGCCACCACCAUCAUGACCACCACAUUGAUCAUGGCCACCAGCACCACCACCAUGAUCAUGGCCAGCAGGAGCACCAUCAUCGUGCACCACCAUCAUCAUGGCCACCACGACCACCAUCAUGA